Molecule: messenger RNA, 1080 nt
Organism: Drepanopeziza brunnea f. sp. 'multigermtubi' MB_m1
Lineage: Eukaryota; Fungi; Ascomycota; Leotiomycetes; Helotiales; Drepanopezizaceae
Molecular function (GO): nitronate monooxygenase activity
Source: RefSeq, a predicted model, not a curated record
AUGGCGACUAAUCACUACGAAGAUCUCAGAUCGCAAUAUCAAUGGACUCACAAACCUCUCAUCGCGUCCGCUCCCAUGCGGAUGAUAGCGACCUGUCCUCUCGCCCUUGCCGUAUCCCGAGCAGGAGGUCUGGGAUUUCUCGGUGCAGGCACCGAUGUAUCUACUCUACCAAACCUACUAUCCGAAGCCAAAACUGCCCUUGAAGCCUCUCCGGUACCAAAGAGCUCCGAAGAUAUUCUGCCUAUUGGCGUUGGCUUCAUAUGUUGGGGAGCCGACCUUCCAUUAGCUCUUUCGGCGAUCGAAAGUGCUCCUCUAAAACCGGCAGCAGCAUGGCUUUUUGCACCAAGAGAUAACGAGGAGCUUGUCAGGUGGACAGAGGGUAUUCGCAAGGCUAGCAACGAAAAGACCAAGAUCUGGAUCCAGGUCGGUACCGUAGCGGCCGCACUUGAAGCUGCCAGGACAUGCAAUCCAGAUGUCUUGGUUAUCCAAGGUGCUGAUGCAGGUGGCCAUGGACUUGUCCAGUCCAGUUCCCUCAUUGCUCUGUUUCCAGAAUGCCAAGAUGCGUUGGUCGGCGCAGGAUUCAAAAGUAUACCGCUCAUUGCCACAGGAGGUAUCAUGGACGGGAGAGGAGUGGCUGCUGCGUUGACCCUGGGAGCAAGUGGUGUGUGUAUGGGAACUCGAUUCCUGGCUAGUCCUGAAGCUGUAAUUAGCGAAGGAUACAGAAAAGCUGUGGUUGAAGCUUCCGAUGGAGGAGUGACGACUGCGAGAACAACCGUAUACGACAAAGCGAGAGGGACACACGGCUGGCCUGAUACUUACAAUGCGAGGGGGGUACUGAAUCAGAGUUUUUGGGAUAGUCAAAGGGGAAUGAGCGAGGAGGAGAACAGGAAGCUGUACGAGGAAGCUGUGCAGAUGGGCGAUGAGGGCUGGGGCGAGAAGGGAAGGAUGACAACGUAUGCAGGGGCAGGUGUGGGACUGGCCACGAAGGUUAUGCCAGCUGGUGAAAUAGUCCAAGAAGUCUUGAGAGACUAUAUAGAGCGCCUUGGAGAGAUAAGUAGCCAAUUUUUGAGUGUGCAGUAA